Molecule: messenger RNA, 1176 nt
Organism: Rhipicephalus microplus (southern cattle tick)
Lineage: Eukaryota; Metazoa; Arthropoda; Arachnida; Ixodida; Ixodidae
Gene: Sec31
Product: COPII coat complex component secretory 31
Biological process (GO): endoplasmic reticulum to Golgi vesicle-mediated transport; endoplasmic reticulum organization; COPII-coated vesicle cargo loading
Cellular component (GO): COPII vesicle coat; endoplasmic reticulum exit site
Molecular function (GO): structural molecule activity; protein binding
Source: RefSeq, a predicted model, not a curated record
GCUAAUUUUGAGGCGUCGCCCAGGGCUAAAAUGCUUUCGCUACUUGGCUAUGACCCUGAUGAUGUGACAAACCAGUUGGCUCUAGCUUGCCUCGAAUUGGAGGACAUUGAUGACCAGGACUUCUGCAAUGACGUUGGCAGCUUGUCACCCAAUGCAACUAAUGAUGACCUUGUUGAAGAUAGCAGCAGUGCUUUUGACGGCAUUGCUGCAAAUCAAAAGGAAAACGAGUGCUCGCCUUUCACUAUUCCUACAAGUUCAGGUGAUGCUGACAGCCUGCUGACGAAGGCAUUACUGACAGGAAACAUUGAUGCGGCCGUGAACUUGUGCUGGCAAGAGGGCCGCUGGGCUGAUGCCCUCAUUUUGGCACAGGCUGGUGGUUUGGAACUCAUGCAGAAAACACAAUAUCGCUACUUCAAGCAGGCUACUUCAGAUUCAGCAAAGCUCAUCUCUGCUGUUGUACACUCUAACUGGGUGCAUGUGGUGGAAAACUGUGAGAUCAACUGCUGGAAGGAGGCCCUAGCAGCUGUACUUACCUAUGCUAAGCCUGAAGACUUUGCAGUACUCUGUGAAAGCCUUGGGAGUCGGCUGGAAAACACAUCACUGGUGCCUUAUGCAAUGCUCUGCUAUAUUUGUGCGGGCAACUUGGAGAAGCUGGCACGCUGCUGGGUGCAGAUCCAAUGCAAAGCUGAGAGUCCGGAGUCACUUCAAGAACUGGUGGAACAGGUGAUGGUUCUGAGGGCAGCCAUCAGCCAGAUGGGUUCACAGCCACAGCCUAUAGAAUCUGGAGUGCUUUCAAGCCUGCUGAGCCGCUAUGCUGCUCUACUUGCUGCUCAGGGAAGCCUGAACGGAUCUAUCAACUACCUGAUUGACACCUCAGAGCCUUCACUAGCAAUUCUACGAGAUCGAAUCUGCCAGCACCUAGGCAUGCCAUCACCACACUUCCCUUUUCCAAGAAUUGAAGUCCUGGGUCAGUUCUCAGCACCGUCAGCUGGUGGCAGUGUACAGCAGGGUAGGCCCUUGACAAUGGGAGGCCCCAGAGCUGGCCUUCCAGCACCAACUGGAAGUCGCUUUGCUAGCAACACAGGGGUGUCACAUUCACGCAUGGCUUCAGCGGUUUCAUCACAGACUCAAGCCUUCUACCAAGGGGGCCAGCAGGUUCCUCCAGCUGGAGCAUCU